Molecule: messenger RNA, 488 nt
Organism: Xenopus laevis (African clawed frog)
Lineage: Eukaryota; Metazoa; Chordata; Amphibia; Anura; Pipidae
Product: U3 small nucleolar ribonucleoprotein protein MPP10-like
Exons: 2
Coding region: 39-344 (101 amino acids)
Source: RefSeq, a predicted model, not a curated record
AAGAGGAAGAAAAUCCAAAACACACGGAAAUCCAGAAAAUGAUGGAUUCCCUCUUCCUAAAGUUAGAUGCCCUUUCAAAUUUCCAUUUUAUACCCAAACCAGAAAAGAACAAGGCUGGAGAUGUAAAGACCAGUGCAGAGAAAACAAUCACUGAUAGGAAACGGGAGAGAAGGAAGAAGAAGGCUGUGAAGAGGCAGAAAAUAAAAGAAAGAGAAGAGAGGAAGAAGCUAGCUGACAAAAUAAGAGCAGAAGAAGGAAUGAAAAUGUAUAAUAAAGCGGCUGCUGCAGCUGAUCUUAAAAAACUGACCAAAGAGGGAAAGGCCACAGUAUUAAAGGUAAUAUAAUUUAUGCACCUGUUCACUAGUAGUAUUGGCAUAUGUAAAUAUCUGCAAUCAUUUACUUUAAUAAAAUUUGAACUAGUGCAAUUACUGAUCCAUUUCAUUUUCAACUUGAUCCUUCAAUUCGACAAAUAAGGCAAUUUUGUCCUG